Messenger RNA from Fusarium odoratissimum NRRL 54006, 2520 nucleotides. RefSeq lists its product as uncharacterized. Gene Ontology annotation, cellular component: mitochondrial inner membrane. The transcript has 2 exons. The record is from RefSeq and is a predicted model, not a curated record. NCBI's taxonomy places the organism in Eukaryota, Fungi, Ascomycota, Sordariomycetes, Hypocreales, Nectriaceae. The coding region runs from base 223 to 909 and encodes 228 amino acids. Gene Ontology annotation, biological process: mitochondrial respiratory chain complex IV assembly.
ACAUGACAUGAGGAAUCCGUUUCGUAGCGGCUUUGCCCGGUAAAAUUUGCAGACUUUAUACCUUUAUAUAAACAUGCUUGCCAGGAGUCUGUAGUGGGACAUAUCAUCCAUACAUCAUACACACAUUACAUUACCACCUACCCAUUCAAGCUUAUCCUUACCCUUAUCCUUAUCUCUUAUCACACUACUUAUCGCUUAUCGUUAUCACCACCAUCACCAAUCAUGAAGAUUCUCACCAAGGCAGAAGAAGAGGCCCACUACGCCGAAGUCGUCAAGGGCGGCCUCAUCGGCGGAACACUCUUCCUGGGUCUCGGUCUUGGAGGCGUGUACUAUGCAUCAAAACGCUACCCAACCUUCCGAGGCCUCACCCUCCCCUUCAGAGCAUUCCUCGUGACAUCAACGGGUACAUUCGGCGCCAUCGUCAAUGCCGAGAGAUGGAGUAUCGCAUACCAGAUCGCCCAAGAUCCUAAGCGCAAUUACCAAGAUCAAGCAGCGCGCACAGCACAACUCAUCCGAGAAAAUGAGUCAGCGUAUGAGCGUUUCAAGUCAUAUGCCAAGGAGAACCGAUAUCCCAUUGUCUUCGCGUCGUGGUUGGCGUCAAUGGGUAUUGCGUUUGCGAUUGUUAGUCGACAGCCCAUGAACACGGCGAACAAGAUUGUGCAAGCUCGUGUUUAUGCGCAAGGCUUGACGUUGGCUGUGUUGUUGGUGUCUGCUGUUUUUGAGAUGAAUGAUCUUAAGAACGGUGAUAGCAGAUGGCAGACCAUUCGGGUCGUGGAUCCUAAUGAUCCCACAAAGAUCAUUGAGAAGAAGAUCCACAAGGAGGAGUAUGAGGGACAGGACCUCUGGAAGGAUAUGGUCGCUGCUGAGGAGCGAAGACUUGCUGCGAAGAAGCAAGCUGCUGGGCAUUAAAUGGAGACCAAGAUCAUUGAAUGAUCGCUAAUUUGUAUCAAAAUUUGCAUUGGGUGGUUUUGGAGUGAGAUAUCGGGUCGGGUUAUAGAUCGAACGGCGCAUUUUCUUUUGUUGUAUAGAUGAAGCAUUAACAUGGACGUGGAAUGGGAAUACCAGAAUGAUCAACUUCAAACUCUGAUUGCAAUUGGAUGAUGGUGAUAACUUCUCGAGCCCGAAGCAAGGCACUUACUUCUUAACUUCAGUUUGAACCAUGAAGCAAUCGAUAUCUCGUUCAAACCAGGUCACAUAUAAGAUGGCAAGGUUGAGACUGUCCAUCUCAUCGUUUCAAAGUCACAUCCACAUUGCUGGCGCAACAGACGUCACAGACACAGACACAUAAUUGAAACCAUUAAACAUUCGCAUUACAUUUAAAUACUAUCAUCAAUCUUCCUUAUGCGAAGGAUUAUAUCCCCAUAACCUCUUCCUCUCAGGUCCCCACCACUUGGACACAGCGUCCGCCUCAGCAGCCCACUUGGAAGCCUCCUCCCCAAAUUUAUUCCGAACAGCAUACGUCAACUGCUCAAGCGUCCACUUCUCAAGCGGCUUCUUCUCUAACGGAUCGUUCUUGAGAUCUGUGAAUCUAUAUUGUGUAGAGUCAUCGAGCGGGAUGACAAUGCGCCACGGUGCAUCUGCAGAUGUCAUUGAUAACAUGCUAGCUCCUCCAUUGAUGAUCCCAAAGUUCCAGGCGCGGCGGCCGUUGUGGGUAGCUUUAUAAGGGCGGAUGAGGGACUGGCCCUCGUAAUCGUGGAUAAGGUCCUCAGCGGCGUUUUGGUCUUUUUCGUUGAGGGAGCCUGUAUUGAUGAGAAGGUCGAGGAUGGUGGGGAGGAUGGAGAGGGAUGUUGCGUUGGCGUUGUAUUGAACGCGGGGGAUGUGAGGAUGGCGGAAUGUGAUGGGGACUCGGAAGUUGCUAACGUGGCCGUUCUCGUAGGUUCCAGUCUUGGACUUUUGAUCCUCCUUGAAAGCCUGUCCGUGAUCGCCAACAAAUACAACCAAUGUCUCGUUUGUAAGACCGUGGUCAUCAAAUGUCUGAAGCAACUCGCCUAGCCAGGCGUCGGUGAAUCGCAUCGCGUUGAGAUAGUCGUUGAACUCCGAGUGCCAGCCCAUCUUGCCCUCGGUGUUGAGAAAGUCGGUCUUCUCGAAUGAUUUUGGUACGCCCCAGGGAUGAUGAGUGGUGCUGGUGAAGUGAGAGAAGAACAUGCGCUUGCCCUUCUCCUUGACCUCCUUUAGGUAAUCCUCAAUGUGCCCCUUGAGCGUCGUCUCAGGGAAACCGAAGUAGUUGAUCUCCUCGAGUUCCUCGCCGUUCUUGCGAUCAUCUUCAAGACGGCCUCGUGUAACGAUAUGCUCAAAGCCAAUUUUGUCGUCGAACUUAUCCUGACGAUCAUAACCAUCGGUGAUAGACUGGAAGAAAGCAGGAUACCACUGCUGCUCCAAGAAAUCCUUCGACUUCUUAUCAUCCUUGAGCUUGUUAAAGAGAUUAAAGACCUGAGGAAUACAAGCCUGGUACGCAUCCGUCUCAGACUCCUCAAAGCCAUCGACAGGCAUGGACCAAGCGCCACAGUGGAUAGCAGCCAU